CAUGUCGUCAGGAAUCCACCCCCCAAAAAAUCCCGGGCAGUAUGCAACUCCGGAUAGUUUGUUUUGCUGUAUUAUUGGUUAGAUCACGCUGUAUACUGUAGUUAUAAAAACUGUUGAAUAGGAAGGGGAAUCGGUAGGAGUGAGAAAUCAGGUUUAAAUUUAAGUGCAGUCCAUUUCAUCCUGUUACGUUGAUCUUCGUUUUGACGCUUAAAAUAAUCUCGUAACGCGAAGCAAACUCGGAACAAGUUUUUACGGUUUCUGCUGAGACUAAGUCACUGUAUAACCCAGCAGUCGGUGGGGCGCUUCGUUCAGUAACAUGGUCUUGGAGGUGCUUCAGAAGAUCGAUCAGGAGCUCGGCACGGAAGACAUCGCCGCACUCAAAUUCCUAUGCAGGGACCACAUUCCCUUAAGGAAACUAGAGGGUGUGAAGGAGGGACUCGACCUAUUCCUGAUACUACAAGACGUAGCGAUGCUGGAAGACAACGGUCUCUUUCUAAAGGAGCUGCUGGAUACAAUCGGACGCAAUGAUCUGGGGCAAAAACUGGAAAAGAGCUGCAGCCGAGUAGCGCCUCAGCCUGGGAAUCAAACGCAAGUUGCCAAUAUCUCUCCUUAUCGGAAGAUGCUUUAUGUACUGUCUGAAAAUGUGACCGAGGACUGUCUGAAAAGCAUGAAGUACCUGGUGAGAAUGCCUCGUGGCCAAAAGCAGCGGUGCAAGACCUUUCUGGAGCUGCUGGUGGAAAUGGAGAAAAUGAGCCUCUUGGCUGAGAAUAAUCUAACAGAGCUAGAGAGAGUUUGCUCACUAUGCAGCAAGCAGUUGUCUCAAAAACUGGAAGAUUAUAUUGCAGGUGAAAAUAGACAGGAAGUGUCUCUGGGUGUAGGGCCACUGAACUCCAUUAAUGAGAAUGAAGUUUAUGACAUGAGUCAUCGGCCACGUGGAUACUGUCUCAUCAUAAACAACCACAACUUUGAGGAGGCCAGGAAGAACAGCGUUCCUCUGAAAGAUCGUCGAGGGACAGAGCAUGAUGAAAGCAGCCUGAGUGAGAUCUUCAACAAACUGCACUUUAAAGUCGAAGUACGAAGAGACCAGGCCCAGGCUGCAAUUGUGGAGCAAGUGAAGGAGUUUGGGCAGCUGGACCACAGAGAGAUGGACGCCUUCGUUUGCUGCCUGCUGUCCCACGGCGAGCUGGGCGCGGUGUACGGCACGGACGGCCAACUGGUCACCAUCCGCAGUAUUACACGGCCCUUCACUGGCAUCCAGUGUCCAUCACUGGCCAGGAAACCCAAGCUAUUCUUCAUUCAGGCGUGCCAGGGCAAGAAGAAGCAGCGGGCCGUCAGUAUCCAGUCCGAUGGGAUGGAGGACCACUGCGAAGCGGACGACGGCUGCAUCAUCCCAGACGCCAUUCCUGACACCAUCCCCGAUGAGUCAGACCUCCUCCUGAGCAUGGCCACGGUGGAAGAAUUCAUAUCCUUCCGCAGUAUUUCCCAAGGCUCUAUCUUCAUUCAGGAGCUUUGCCGUCAGCUUAGGACAGGCUGUGACAGGAAUGAAGACAUCCUGACCAUCCUGACCCGGGUGAAUCGUGCUGUGAGCUGUGGAGAAUAUCAACAGGCUAAGCAGAUGCCGGAGCCCAGGUACACGCUGACGAAGAAGCUGAUCCUUCCAUUCAACUGAGACACUGCUUGCCUUGUGUGUCUUCAGCAGCACCGGUUCCCUCAUCAUCCUCCCUGGAGACCCUAGUAUAAAGCUCUAAGGCAAGGAAAUGUGUGGGUCGUAUAGAUCAGAAUUAGGAUUAGGCGGCUUCAGCCGUAAAACAAUGAUCACUUGAGUGAAACAACGCUUGGGAAUGCUAAGUAAGGUGGAUAUAUGGUGUCAGGAGAAAGGCUUUGAAAUCCGUGGUGGGUGGGGCUUGCUGUACCCCGUAUAUCGCUUCCUGAUGUAACCCAAAAGGAGCCAGUUCAAUUACCGGUGGAAAGAGGGUUAAUUCAGGUGUUAAUUGGCAGCACACGAUAUUCCCUUUGCAUUAUGGGGAUUUGAAGCUUCAUGUCUCUGAUUACCAUUUCCCGAAACAAUAGUGUCUGUAUCAUGCAUGGGCAAGCCUGCUUCUUCAAAGUAAACAACCUUAUAAACAAUGUGCUUAUUCUGGUUAGACAUGAUUAGACAAGCUUCAGCUUGACUUGGCUUCUGGGUGAAACCAUUUACUUUUCAAAUCUGCUGUUGUAUAAAUUUAUAUGUAUGUGCCAUUUUUAUGUAACGCUUGGUCAGUAGAUUAAUUUCAUUUAUAGCUUUAUAAAUAAUAUUCAUACUUUAACAUUCAUAAAAGAGUAGCUCUGAGGUUUUCCCUGAUUUAAGGUAAUGUGUAAUGGAAUUGGUGAAGAUUUUACAAGGACUUCAAAUGCCUAAGAACCACACUCAAGAAGAAGCCUUUAAUGAGCAAAUAUUUAUUUUAUAAAAAUGAAACUUUACAUAAGUGUGCUCGUUAUUACUAACAAAAGACAACAAUAAAAUCCCUGAACCUGAACCAUGCUAACUUUAUAAAAAGCACUUUAUAAACCAGCUAAGUAUUUUGUACUGUGAAAAAAAAGCAAUAAAGGUGGCAGAAAUGUA
This is a messenger RNA of Paramormyrops kingsleyae, 2602 nucleotides long. Lineage: Eukaryota; Metazoa; Chordata; Actinopteri; Osteoglossiformes; Mormyridae. The record is from RefSeq and is a predicted model, not a curated record.